AUGACCGUUUUUUGGAUUCAUCUUCUUCUACUUGUAGUUGUUGUAGCUGGCAAAAGCAAUCUAAAACGACCAUCGUUUCCGGAUGAUUUGUAUCCAGCAAAUAUGACUCGCUUGGAGUUCCGUAAAAAGUGUUCUCUUCAAUCAAACAAAUUGGACUACUGCAUUCUACAGUAUAAAGCAUGCGUCGGAACAUUGACUACUGUGAGAAACUGCAAUGCUAGAUUCUGUUUAUGCACAAAAUCUACUGAAGACGAUUUGGAUGAAUUCGAUGAAGAAUGCUCCCAGAACGAUGCCUGCACUUCAGUUCAUAUAAAUGGUCCGUUCUAUAAGAAUAUAAUAAUAGAAGAGGAGACGAAACCAGCAAUGAAAAAUAUUGAGAAGCAUCUUAGACCGUUGUUUGAAGUUCAUCAAGUCGUUGCGAAAUCUUGCGAAAUCGAAUUGGAACUAGAAUUGGCUGAAAAGAAGAUGAUAGAAGAUUUCAACUCAACAACUCCUUUGCUGAAUUUAACAUUGAAACUCUUCGCUAUCGCGAACGUCGAACUUCACAAAACCGAAAAGUGUCAUGCUGCUUUGGAUCAAUAUAGAAAAGUACUAGAAGAUGUUGAUACCAAAACAGCCGGGAGUCUUCAUAUUCCCUACAAUCUCUGGUUUGUUGGGGCAGAAAUGGGCCCAAUUGGAAGAGUAGCAACAAGAAUCAUAGCAGAUGAAAUGUGCCAAAAAUCUUCCUUGGAAUUCAACCACCAGAGUGUUUCUCGUGUUGCUUGUUAUGAUCAACAGGACGGACAGAAAAAGUGCGAUGAGCUUUUUUCUAAGAAUGUUAAGCGAACUCUUUCAAUGUUGGACUCCAAAAAGAUAAGAUGCCAGAUGUUUGUUGAGUUAAUUGAAACACUCCAGUCAGCGCUGGCGGCCAAAUUCUAUUCAGAGGCAGCAGAAUAUGAUGUGGACCCGUCGACAGUUCAAAUUGGAGACAAGUUGUUUGAGAAAGGAUUCGAAGCAUCAGAAGAUCAAUCACUUACACAGAGAGAUACGAAAUCCAUAAUAAUCAGUUUGGAAUCAUCGACGAAUACAACUUCUCUCCGCGUGAAGCAGUAUUUCGAAAAAGUGUCGCUUGAAUGCGGUAACUCAAGGAAUUCUGCAGACGUCGUGGCUUCAUGCGGGUAUAUGUAUGCCAACUGUGUCCGGGAAAACAGAAAGAACUGCCAGAAGGAUCUUCCAAUCUGUUUGAAAGAUAUUGAUGGGAUGCGCCAAUCAUGCGAACAUGCAAUCAGCAAACUUUCUGAUCUCCUUUGGCCGUCUUCGAAAGAGACACGAGGAAUGGUUGCUCCUGUAUCGGUAGAUGAUACAGAAGAGUCGUCAUGGAGUAUUAUGAGCCCUACUAUUCAAUGGUCUCUCUUUUUCUUAGGAGUUUUUGCUUUCAUUGCGAUGAUGGUUCUUAUCAUCGUGAAAACUCCGAAAACAAGAGUAACCUGCAAGAAGUUUUGUGGAGAAAAUCAAACAGGCAACGAUAAUACACUGGAAGAUCAUGGAACCCUACUUCCGUCGGGCUCAGAAGCAGAAAUAGCGAUUUCGUCAAGUUCUGAUGUGAUUUCGUCCGUUUCGGAUUCAGGAAUCAGUUUGCCAAGUGCAGAUUCAGAAAAUUCAGGCAUUGAUAUUAACAAUGGUAACAUUCCUAUUAUUGAAUCGGCACUGAAUAAUAAUCAAGAUACUCUGACGAGUGGAGAUAUCAAAUCUGAAGUAGUUUCUAUUCGAGAAUUCCCAGCAGUUCUUAAAAGUUCUCCGUGA
This is a messenger RNA of Caenorhabditis briggsae, 1782 nucleotides long. The record is from RefSeq and is a predicted model, not a curated record. Bases 1 to 1782 code for a protein of 593 amino acids. The transcript is spliced from 10 exons. NCBI's taxonomy places the organism in Eukaryota, Metazoa, Nematoda, Chromadorea, Rhabditida, Rhabditidae.